GGAAACAAAGAAAGUCUGGAGUUUUCGCAAAGCCCGAGGGCAGUUACAGAAUACGAUGCAGAGGCAGCAGAUGCAUACAGAAGAGCGUCAGUUGAGUACCCGAAACCCCCCACGGUCACAACCCACACGAGUGCUUCUCGAUUAUUGCAUGCACACGCAUGGAUUUAUACAUAUGCACGGAGUUUCAGAGGUGUAGAGAGAGAGAGAUAAAGAAAGAGAUCAGUCUCAAAAUAAGCACCCCUGACCUCAGAUUUUGUUAUAGUUUUAUCAAUGACCAUGGUAUCGUGUGGGUUCAAACUCUUUCUUUUUGUUUCCUAGCUUUUUGUCUUUCUACCGCAUUAUACUCCCUUAAUCUAUUCUUCUUGCUUCUUCUCCCCCUCUCAUCUCUCUGUUAAAUACCCCCUCCACCCUCUCCCUCUUCUCCAUUUUCAUUCCCAGACCCCUCUCUCUCUCUCUCUCAAUCUCCCUCUCUCUCUCUCUGAGUAUGCAGAGGCUUAAUACUAGUGGUGGUGUGAAUAUGUGUCAAGAUUUGAACUUUGAUCCAUCUUCUCUUGACCCUCAAGCUGCUCUUUCUAUGGAGUAUCUUGGGCUGAGGGAUGCAGGGAUGGGUCGGUUUCAGAUGUCAAAUAGAGUUACUCAUGCGGUACUAAAUGAGGCACAAAAUGAAAACCUUUUGUUGAACCAACAGCAGCAUAUUAAUGCUGAUGAAGAUGAGGAUACCGAGCAUAGGAGAAAUAUUGGAGGUCACACAAAGCUCUGCUCCAGGGGUCAUUGGAGACCUCAUGAGGAUGAUAGACUCAAAGAUCUUGUUGCUCACUAUGGUCCUCAGAACUGGAACUUAAUUGCUGAAAAGCUUCAAGGAAGAUCAGGGAAAAGUUGCAGAUUAAGGUGGUUUAAUCAGCUGGAUCCAAAGAUAAACAGGAGGGCAUUCAGCAAAGAAGAAGAGGAAAGGCUGUUGGGUGCACACAGAAUGUAUGGCAACAAAUGGGCCCUCAUUGCAAGGCUGUUUCCUGGAAGGACCGACAAUGCAGUUAAGAACCAUUGGCAUGUGAUCAUGGCUAGAGUUCACAGAGAGCAGAAUAGUAUUUACCGGAGGAGAAAGCCCCAGCUCAGUUUCACUCAUGACAAUAAUACUCAUGUCAUCCCCACACUUAACCAACAUGACCCCCACCAGAUUCUCCACAACAAGACCCCUAGUGAAUACUCUACUGAUGUGUCUUCCAACACUAAUAUCAAUAAUGUUGGUAUUCAUUACUAUAACAAGGAAGAUCAGUAUUCUGCAGCUUCAACUUGCACUAAUCUCUCUCUCAAGUUGCCCACAGCUUCCCUCUCUAGAUUUAGUCCUGCCCAUUACCACCAGCAUCAGCCUCUGUUUGGUUCAUUCAUGGGUGCAUGUACAUCAUCCGGAGAUGAGGUUAGCAAAGGAAUGGCCAUGGCUACACUAGCAGCUGGUGGUAAAGGUGCUGUGUAUGAACAAUGUGGAGGUGCUAACUCGGAAGAUUCCAACUCAGAGGUGGUGUCUGUAUAUGCAACUGACUCAGUGGCCAACAAUAAUGCAGUCAAUCUUUACAACUACAUGAUGUAUCAUGGAGAAGUAGAUCAAUAUGACCGGAAGCAGAAGAAGAUCCACUUCAUUGAUUUCCUUGGAGUUGGAGGCGGUUAAAAUAAUGUCCUAUGAAUAGUCAGAAUUAAUUAAGUGUGUAGAUAUUUAAAUAUGAGCAUUAAUGGCUUCUCUGUGAUGAUCUGAUUGAUGGACUAGUGGGGUUUAAGUUGUUACUCUAAAAUUUUCCUCCAUUGGAGUGCUUCUGUGAUUUUGCAGGAAAUCAGACAUGAAUGAUGAUGUUUAAACAGUUGCAGUAAAUAUAAUGAUUAAAAUAUUGCAAAUGAAAAGAGCAGGAGAAAAGGGUAAAACAACAGGAGAAGAGAGUUGUUAUGGGAAAAGGAGUGGUGACUGAGGAGCAGGCAGAGGCGGUUUCAUGCAAAUCCAAAAAAUAGGUAUAGGUAGAAUCAUGCUGUUUGUAUAGGGUGUGUCAUGUUGGGGAGUCAUGGGCAUGUAUAAUGGCCUGAUGUUCAUGUGGGUAAAUAUUCAGUUUUAAAAUGUACCGGUACUAUGUAUUGCUCCAGUAAAAAUGAAAAUCUUGAAGAUGCACUGUUGCAGGGAUUCUCUGACUUAUAAAUCAUCCUGACUGUUUUUUGUGA
Daucus carota subsp. sativus is the source of this 2199-nucleotide messenger RNA. RefSeq names its product transcription factor CSA. Gene Ontology annotation, molecular function: RNA polymerase II cis-regulatory region sequence-specific DNA binding; DNA-binding transcription factor activity, RNA polymerase II-specific. The transcript is spliced from 3 exons. Lineage: Eukaryota; Viridiplantae; Streptophyta; Magnoliopsida; Apiales; Apiaceae. Gene Ontology annotation, cellular component: nucleus. The record is from RefSeq and is a predicted model, not a curated record. Gene Ontology annotation, biological process: regulation of DNA-templated transcription. Bases 485 to 1663 code for a protein of 392 amino acids.